CAAUGCGAUGCCGACGCGCGUAGACGCGACGGAGCGCGCGCGCGCUCCUCGCGCCCUUAACUUAUCACUCCUUAUCUACACACGUUAUCAUUUACUCAUCGCGGACGAUCGAUUCACUCGCGAAUAUCCCGCCUAACAUGUGAGAUUUAAUUAUGAUCAUGAUCAGGAAUAUUGUGUUUAAUUUGUGUGUUUAUGUGCUAUUGGAAUACGCGAGUGGACAAGUGCCUCAACAAAUACAGAACAAACUAGUCUGCAUCGAGCAUGACUCUUGCGGGGCUUGUCUGUCCGCCGCCUCGCACUGCCGUUGGUGUGCGGACCCGUCCUACAGCGCUCCUGCCAGGUGCAACGAUGAUGAGAGUCUAGUGGCCAGCGGCUGCAAAGAAGACAUGAUCCAGAAGCCAGCGAAGCCAGUAUGGCAGGUGGCCGAGAAUCGAUCCCUGCAGGAUGUGGACUCUGAUGACGUGGCAGCUGUGGUGCAGAUACAACCGCAGAGGGUACGGCUGUCGCUCAAACCUCGAGAGACAGUGAAGGUGAAAUUUUCAUACAGACCAGCGAAGAACUACCCGCUGGACCUGUACUACCUGAUGGACCUGACGUGGUCCAUGAAGGACGACAAGGAGACGCUGGUGUCGCUCAGGGACGACCUGCCGAGCAUGCUGAAAAAUUUGACUGAUAAUUUUAGAUUAGGUUUCGGCAGUUUUGCAGACAAACCAGUGCUGCCUUAUAUCAAUAUCGAUGAGAAACGUCGAGAAAACCCUUGCAACGUGGAGGAGGAGAAGUGCGAACCUACGUACAGUUACCGGCACCAUCUUUCUCUUACUAACCAGGUGACUGACUUCAUCAAGAACGUAAAUGACAGUAAAGUGACAGCCAACCUGGAUGACGCGGAAGCACAACUAGACGCCCUAGUCCAGGCUGUAACCUGCGGAGAAAAAGUCGGCUGGUCACUACACAGCAGGAAAAUAGUCAUCCUGUUGUCUGAUGGGCUGCUACAUACGGCGGGAGAUGGGAAGCUUGGUGGAGCUAUCAGGAAAAACGACGAACAGUGCCAUUUGGACGAUAAUGGAUAUUACACCGAGUACUCCAUUUAUGAUUAUCCGUCGCUCGCCCAAGUCUAUAGACUCUUAGAUAAGUACAAGGUGAACGUAAUAUUCGCCGUGACGGAGAGAGUGAAGGAUCAUUACGACAGCAUUCACCAGCUGAUGGCCGAUUUCACGUACGUCGCUAAGCUCGAGAGCGACAGUUCGAACAUAUUGAAGCUAGUCAAAACGGGUUACGAAGACAUCGUGAGCGUCGUUGACUUUGAGGACGACGCCAGUGCAGGGCCCGUGAAGGUCAAGUACUUCACGGACUGCGGAGUGAAAGGGGGCUCGCUUAUAGAGUCCACGCGGUGCGCCGGCGUCGAGUACGGCAUGACGCUCAACUACGAGGUCCAUGUCACAUUGGAGUCAUGCCCCGAAUACAAGAAGUCAAACCAAAUGAUACGCAUAUCGGAGAGUCAGCUAGGGCAAGACUCACUGACGCUGGAUGUGGAGAUCCAGUGCGGAUGCGAAUGCGAGACCAACACGGAUCCGGAUUCGCGGACUUGUCCGGCCAACUCGCACCUCGUGUGUGGCGUGUGCCAAUGCAAUAAGGGAUGGUCUGGUCCCUCAUGCGAUUGCUCAAUAGAAGAUGAGGAGAAGUCCAUGGCUCUGAUCGCGCAGUGCCGCGCUCCGAACGCGACCAACUACAUCCCGUGUUCAGGAGCUGGCGACUGCAUCUGCGGCAUCUGCAACUGCGACCGCGGCUUCCACGGGAAAUACUGCGAUUGCAAGUCUUGUGAGAUUAGCAGAGAGAACGACAUGCCAUGUGGCGGCGUCGGUCGCGGCGCCUGCGCCUGCGGCCACUGCGUCUGCGCAGAAGGCUGGACGGGCAGCGCGUGCGACUGUAUCGAUAGGAACGACACCUGUAUAGCGCCGGGGGGAGGGGAGGUGUGCUCGGGGCGAGGGGAGUGUGUUUGUGGACAAUGCGAGUGUCAACCGUCGGAAUCAGGCAGCAAGUACACUGGCGCGUUCUGCGAAACAUGCGCCACGUGUGAGAACCCGCUUUGCGCAAACGCAGAACCCUGCGUCACCUGUUACCUGUCCAAGAAUUGCACUGAAGUGUGCAACAUUAGAGGCAGCAACUAUACUGUGGCUGACAAAAUCUCAGAGACAGUCACAGAAAGCAGCGACCAAGUCUCCUGCAUUCUCCGAAUAGAAGAGGGCAGUCAAGAAUGCGAAUACAGGUACACCUACACUGCCAGCACCAAAGACAUGGUUGCCAUGGAAAUAGUUAUCCGUUCCAAGCAAUGCGGGCAGCUCACCAGCGCCAAGCUUAUGACCAGUGCUCUGAUCAUCAUGGCCUGCGUUAUAGCGGGCGGUAUAGUCAUCAUCAUGGGUAUAAAGAGUGCACAAAUAGUUUCAGAUAGACGGGCGUAUGCCAAGUUUGUGCAAGAAGCGGAGAUGAGCAGGUUGCAUGCUCAGGAGUUGAACCCCUUGUAUAUAUCGCCGAUCACUGAGUUUAGGUUACCGGACAGUUUUCCUAGGGAUAAGAAUGAUUAGUUUUAGAAUUUUGAAGUAUGUGAUGGAUAUGGUUUGAGUAUUAUUUUAUGUAAGUAUUCUGUUUUAAAGUUACAGAUACAGGAGAAGGAUGUAUAAAUUGCGCGUUUCAGUUAGAAUUUAAGUACAGAACAAUAAUCAUUAAUUUCUACAAAAAACAUCAAUUAUGUAUGUACCUAGUAUUAACGACGUACAAUUAUUUAUCAAAGUGACUAUAUUCUUAAGGGUUUCGAGAUUGCCUUUCUGUGUACUUACAUAAUAUAUUUAGAUUAUAAACAUAUUAAGUUGGUCAAAGACCAGCUCAAGAGUACUUAUGGAACCAAAAAUAUGUACCUAUUCAAGUUUCAAGUAAGAUAUUUUAGAAAUAAUUUUAAUGUUGAGAGUUAAAUCCUUUAGGUGCUUACAAUUAAUAGGUUAUAGUUACGUGUUACAUUUGAGUCAAUAUUAAAAUAAUAUAGGGUAAACCGAGGUGAAGAAUACGUUAGCUACGGAACAAUUUGGCCAGAAAACAUGAAGUAAAGAUUCUUUGCUUUCUUGAUAAACACUAUGUACCUAUACGAAGUAAGUCGUCGAUCAACUGACGGAAACACUAAUUUUCCCCCCGAUCCCUCGGUGAUCCAGAUUGCCCCGGUCUACCCUAUGUGUUCAACGUAUUUUGCUAGUCUUUCGCAUUAUGUACAUAAGAUGAUUUAUUGAAGUAUUUCCUAGUUAUGCCAUAUUGUUGAUUAGCUUUAAGACUAUCCAUUUCAUUUCGAGUUUGUUUCAUUCAUUUUGAAUGGAAAAGUAUAUUUAACGGAACGAACCACAAUACUAUAGAACAGAUACAUUUGUAUUUAUUGAAGUAUUACUGCUUGUUACAAUAUAUUUUUCCCCUCACUAGCUCGGAAACACGU
This is a messenger RNA of Leguminivora glycinivorella, 3472 nucleotides long. RefSeq names its product integrin beta-nu (gene Itgbn). Lineage: Eukaryota; Metazoa; Arthropoda; Insecta; Lepidoptera; Tortricidae. Gene Ontology annotation, molecular function: integrin binding. Gene Ontology annotation, cellular component: integrin complex; focal adhesion; cell surface. Gene Ontology annotation, biological process: cell migration; cell-matrix adhesion; integrin-mediated signaling pathway. The transcript has 13 exons. The record is from RefSeq and is a predicted model, not a curated record. The coding region runs from base 153 to 2582 and encodes 809 amino acids.